This is a messenger RNA of Cephus cinctus (wheat stem sawfly), 2781 nucleotides long. RefSeq lists its product as uncharacterized. Bases 1 to 2781 code for a protein of 926 amino acids. The record is from RefSeq and is a predicted model, not a curated record. NCBI's taxonomy places the organism in Eukaryota, Metazoa, Arthropoda, Insecta, Hymenoptera, Cephidae. The transcript is spliced from 6 exons.
AUGCCUUCUGGUAAAACAUGCACGCUCACAGCUGCAGCUUGUCCAGAUGAUGAAAUGGGAAAUUCGUUUUGGACCCCUAUACCAAAAGACGAUUGUCACUAUAAACGCUAUACAGUACUUUUUGAAGGUAGAGCAACACUUCUCCAAAAUAAUUCUACUACUGUCAGCCGAUACAACAAGGAAAUCUACACAUUGAAUCAAGAGGACUUCACCUUUGCAUUGGCAAAAAGAGGGGAACGUAAGAUCUGUGGUUACACCUUGAUUGAAACUGAACAUCCAAAGCUUUUCAUAGUGGACAGUCGAGCAGAUGGAACAUUUGCAAAGAAGACAUCAAUCGAUACUACCAACAUGGACAUAUUUACCCUACAACAAGUAAUGGAGAGCGCCUUAGUCUUAGCUGUGGUGGCUCCUGACGAAUUCGCAAAGACUAUCAUGGUCCAUUCCGGAUACAUGGUUGUCGCCGCCGGAGAGCUUAUUCACAUUAUCAAAUGCAUACCGGUAGAAGUAAAAAUACGUCACACGACAACUUGUUACCAGCAACUAUCUGUAUUCAGAGGAAACAGCAGCUAUUUUGUGACUCCAAGAACGCAUAUGCUAUUAUCAACCGGAACAGAGAUUGAUUGUAACGAUAUUGUCCCACCUAUGUAUCUAAUUAAUGACAUUUGUCAACAGCCACUGGCAAUGGACCCGCAGGAAAUCGAAGCCAACGAAUUCCGAAACGUCAAAGUACCUUCCUUCUGGAAACACAAACCAAAACUCUGGUUCGUUCAACUAGAAAGCCAGUUCACCCUGUAUCGCGUCCGAUCAGACGAGGUAAAGUACAGCACUGUUGUUUCUCAUCUGGGCGACGAAAUAAUGUCUGUCAUAGAAGACAUAUUAGAGUCUCCAUCAGAUCAAGACAAAUAUCAGCACCUCAAAAAGGUCCUCAUACAGAGGUUCACAGAAUCGCAGGAAGUGCAGCUACGCAAACUAUUCAGCGGACUCGAAUUAGACAACGUUCAGAAACUCCUCGCAGUAGUUGAAGACGUUGAACUGAAUAAACUGGCUGAAGUAGCCAACAAGGCGAUGGAACGCGCCAACACUCCCUUCGUGACAGUAGUCGAUGACAACAAGGAUCCAGCACCAAGCUACGUUGCAGAUUUGUCCAAGAGGAUUGAUGACCUAACACUACUGGUUACCAAGUUAGCAGAUCAAUCUGGCAACAGGCCAAACUCAGGAAAUUCCACACCAUCGGAGGUUGACAAGUUGUCUGAAAUAAAGGACGUAAUAGAAGCCUUCACCAAGAGACAGCGAACAAACCAAAGUACCAAUCCACAUAACAAGCAACGCUCAAGGUCUCGUUCUAGGGACAACACAGAGGGGUUAUGUUAUUAUCACAGAAAAUUCGGACUUCUUCCACGACAUCUGGCAGGGAGAACAUCCGUCAAGCCGACCAAAACACAGUUGUACGCUGCUAACAGUUCCCCAAUCGCAACUCAUGGCACCAGAACUCUUAGCCUAAAUCUAGGACUUCGCAGAAAGCUCAGCUGGGUAUUCAUAAUCGCCAACGUGACAAAGCCAAUCCUCGGCGCAGAUUUCAUUCACCAUUACGGUCUACUAAUAGAUCUAAAAGGUACAAUUUCAGCAUCCGCCGACUUAACGGUGAGAACUAUAGCCAGCCACAUCCCAUUCAACGACCUACUACGUGAGUUCAAGGCAGUCACGCGCCCGGUGCAGUUCACUGGGGAUACCAAACACGGGGUUCAACACCACAUUGACACGAAAGGACCACCGGUCACUGAACGAGCCCGCCGUUUAACUGGCGAGAAAGUAAAGGCUGCAAAAGCGGACUUCGAAUUCAUGCUCAAACAGGGCAUAUGCCGACCAUCCAAGAGUCCAUGGGCGAGCCCUUUCCACCUGGCUCGUAAGAAGUCAGGAGAAUGGAGGUCUUGCGGAGAUUACCGACGGCUGAAUGCAGUCACACUACCGGAUAAGUACCCGAUUUCUCACCUUCACGAUUUCUCGCACAGACUUCGUGGUUGCAGGAUAUUCACCACAUUGGACCUGACAAGGGCCUACCACCAAAUUCCUGUGGUAGAAAUCGACCGUCCAAAAACUGCGGUGAUCACACCUUUCGGAUUGUUCGAAUUCAACGUAAUGACUUUUGGCCUCUGCAAUGCAGCACAGUCAUUCCAACGCUUCACGGACGCAGUCUUGAGAGGAAUUGAUUGCUGUUUCUGUUAUGUCGACGAUAUUAUUAUCGCAUCCAAGGACGAACAAGAGCACAGGCAACAUCUCCGUCAAGUUUUCAAGCGAUUACAACAGUAUGGUCUAUCAAUCAACAUCGCCAAGUGCGUAUUCGGUGCAACGUCAGUCCAAUACUUGGGUUUUAUGGUGGAUCAACAUGGAACACGUCCAUUGGAUGAAAGAGUAGCAGCCAUCAAACAAUACAAAAAACCCACAACCGUUUCCGAACUGAGACGAUUCCUUGGUAUCGUCAAUUUCUCCAGGCGGUUUGUAAGGAACGCAGCUGAAACACAGGCUCCACUAAAUGCCUACCUGGUCGGAGCAAAGAAGAAAGAUAAACUAUCCAUCGAGUGGAAUCCUACUACGGAACGAGCAUUCGAGGAGUGCAAGAAUCAGAUGGCUCACACUACACUAUUGGCUCACCCAACUGAAGAUGCCAUGCUGGCUCUUCACACCGAUGCAUCGGAUACAGCCAUGGGAGCUGUCUUAGAACAACUCGUAGAUGACACCUGGGAACCACUUGGAUUUUUCUCUAAGAAGCUAUCCAACGCAUAA